AUGACAACAUAUUCCUCCAUCCCUCUCUUCGGCGGCGCUCUCACCGUAGAUCUCCCCACCACAUUCGCCGACGUCAGUACCAUAAGACAAGUUCCCGACCACCAAGAAGUAUAUUUGGAUAAAGAUGGUUUCACCAGUAUCAUCUUUGAUAUCACCGAGCGAGUUGGUACUGCUGGUUCUAGCCCGGCUACCGAUGGCGCGGCUAUGACUGCUCAUUUGGAAGAUAUUGUUGAUUCGGAUCUUGAUUCUGUGAAAGUAUGGUCGAUUACUGAUACACAAUUUUCUAAAUUGCCAGAAGGCACACCAGCCUACACACUAAUCGCGACCCAAACACCACCCCACGAUCCCGAUCCCCAAGCCUCCGCCCCAGAUUUCACAGCCAUAGUACUCAACCUCGUCCGAUUGGAGCGCGAGAGCACGGAUAUUUUGGUGACGAUCAAUGUACCACAUAUCCAAGGCGAGUAUUCGGCCGACGACGUGGAUUUGCAGUUGGGGAAACAGGGAAAAUUGAUUGAAAAUGCUGUGGAGCAUGCGGCUAAGAUUUGGGAGACGUUUCAUAUUAAGGAUUGGGGUCUUUUUGAUGAGGUGUAG
Messenger RNA from Sclerotinia borealis F-4128, 591 nucleotides. The record is from the annotation of a GenBank genome assembly. Lineage: Eukaryota; Fungi; Ascomycota; Leotiomycetes; Helotiales; Sclerotiniaceae.